Molecule: messenger RNA, 533 nt
Organism: Arvicola amphibius (Eurasian water vole)
Lineage: Eukaryota; Metazoa; Chordata; Mammalia; Rodentia; Cricetidae
Gene: C6H6orf52
Product: chromosome 6 C6orf52 homolog
Exons: 2
Coding region: 149-397 (82 amino acids)
Biological process (GO): selenocysteine incorporation
Cellular component (GO): nucleus
Molecular function (GO): tRNA binding
Source: RefSeq, a predicted model, not a curated record
GCUGGAAAAGAAGAGGGAGAACUUCUAGCAGGUGAUGUGAACCUUGAGCUGCCGUGGUUGACGAAAAAGAAAAAGGUUUUUCCAGAUACCUCAUCCUCUCAAGUUGCUAGAAACUGAGAGAUCUGACUGGAAAAUCAAAGUCUAACUUAUGGAGGAAAACAGUCUUGAAAACAUCGCCAUAGCUUCUUCCAUUUGCAAAGGUUCAGACCCGGACCUUCCUUUGAAUAUUGAAGAAUCAAACAAGGAGUUCAUGGCAGAAAGCGAAGAACUGUCUGACUCCCUCAUGAGCUGUCACUGGCAGCCUCUGGACACCAUCCUGUCCAACAUCCCCAGUGAGCCCCACCCCCACCCCCAGUGUGAAACACGUGUUCACCAUGCCCUCCAGCUGACCUGCUAAUUGUAUCUUGCUUUGGUUUUGAAGGGAAAAAAAAAGCCCAGAAAUUUAUCAGAUUAUGAAUAUAUUAUUAACUUUUUUCCUAGUACUGGGAUUACGCCCAGAGUCAUGUGGGUGUUAGGAAAACACUCUACCACUG